AUUCAAAGAACCAAUCUUAAUUCUGAUGCCUUCUAGCUUCCUCUAUUGAAGAUGGGUGCUAUUAGUUAUUUAGACACUAUAUUGGUGCCCUCAAGCCUUUUCCUCUUAAUGGUUUACCAUGCUUAUCUAUGGCACAUCUUCAAGAAAAAUCCCUCCUUCACCUCCACUGGAGCUGACAGAAGAUCAAGAAGUAUGUGGGUUCUAAGUAUACAAAAGGAAAAUGAGAAAAGGGGAAUUCUGGCAGUCCAAAGCUUGAGGAACUCUCAAAUGAGCACAAUACUAUCAGCUACCAUAGCUAUUACUCUGUAUACCUCAUUGGCAGUUCUAGCUAACAACACAUAUAAUGCAGCUCACCUUCUCAAAAACAGUUUCUUUGGUACACAAUCUGACUUGCUUAUAGUUCUAAAGUUCAGCUUGGUAUCAAUCUUUCUAUUGUUUAGCUUCUUAUGCUGUUCCUUGGCACUUGGAUGCUUGACUGAGGCUAAUUUCCUUCUAAAUGUGUCAAGUGAUUUUUUGCCGGGAUACCCAUUUGCGGUAUUCGAUCGGGGAUUCGUGUUAGCUUUUGUCGGAAAUCGGGCAUUAUGUGUUUGUUUUCCUUUGUUGUUAUGGAUGCUUGGCCCUGUGCCUCUUGUAUUAUCAUCUGUAGUAUUGGUUUGGGUGUUUUAUAAGCUUGAUUUUGUUGGUAAAAGCAAAAAGGAAGUGAUUCUUUUGUGAAAUAAGUUGCAGGAAAUGUACUUUAGUUAACUUUCAAGGAAAAUGCAUUCAAGAGAGUUUCUCCCCAAA
Molecule: messenger RNA, 783 nt
Organism: Telopea speciosissima
Lineage: Eukaryota; Viridiplantae; Streptophyta; Magnoliopsida; Proteales; Proteaceae
Exons: 2
Coding region: 52-714 (220 amino acids)
Source: RefSeq, a predicted model, not a curated record